CAUCCGCAUCAGCGCCUCUACUGAUGUGCAUUAGCAGCAGAAACCUCAGCUGCCCAAUUUACCAGAACAUUCUGGAGGAGUUCAGUUCUCAAUUCUCUCUAAUGGAUGACACAAAGAGAAGAAACAUGGUGGAAUUUUUCAUCUUGUCCUUCCUCAGAAGAAACACGACAGAUCCGGGCUGUGUGUUCAGUGCUAACACCAGCACUGAGUGGCUGCUGAUGAACUUUGGGCCGUUUGCUCAGUUUGUGUCUCUCAGAGAUCUGUUCUCCAUCAACACACACUUUGAUCCUUUGGAGACCCUGGUGUCUCUCUCUCCAGAUCAGAUGGUUGGACUGAUGGUUGAUGAUCUUCCUGGUCUUCCAGAGAAAAACGUUGUCAUCAAUAGAGUGUUCGAUCACCUGCUUGAGUCUCCUGUGGAACGAGGACUUCCAGGAGUUCUAGAAAACCUGCUCUCACGAUCACAGAUGAUCUUUAUUCCGUGCAGCUCCUACAUACUGAUUUUUACGAGACUGUUCCAAGCUCUACCCUUCCUGCCAUCAGAGAUGGAGACUCUGGUCGUCCACACAACUGGAGAACUCAAGGAGAAUGGAGCAAGAGGCUGUUCCCUUCCUGAACAUCCAACAUGUCUCGUCACACCAGUGAAUGCUACAAGAGUUUGUGCAGGAGUCAACAGUAAUGAGCUGGAGACCCUCUUGUCAUCUGGUCUCAUGAAAGUCCCCUGCAAUAUCAGUCUGGAACAGUACGCUUGCUCUUCGCUGACAGGCUUCACUGCUGAAAACCUGGCUGAACUUCUGAUGUGUCAACUAUCCAGCAGCAACAGUCACUCAAAGGAGAUCUGGAAAUUGCUUCUCACCAAAACAAAGGAUGUUCUAGAUCAAGCCCUCAUCUUCUUUUCCAAUACGUCUCAGCCAGUCAGUGGUGUGUCUGUGUCCAAUGUGCUGGAUGUGAUUGGUGAGCUGAGAUUGGAGCAGAUCAGUCCUGACCAAUGGAGUGAUAUCGGUUUCAUCAGCCUGUGGUUCGGUCAGAAUCUGAGACCGUUUUUACCAUCCGCAUCAGCGCCUCUACUGAUGUGCAUUAGCAGCAGAAACCUCAGCUGCCCAAUUUACCAGAACAUUCUGGAGGAGUUCAGUUCUCAAUUCUCUCUAAUGGAUGACACAAAGAGAAGAAACAUGGUGGAAUUUUUCAUCUUGUCCUUCCUCAGAAGAAACACGACAGAUCCGGGCUGUGUGUUCAGUGCUAACACCAGCACUGAGUGGCUGCUGAUGAACUUUGGGCCGUUUGCUCAGUUUGUGUCUCUCAGAGAUCUGUUCUCCAUCAACACACACUUUGAUCCUUUGGAGACCCUGGUGUCUCUCUCUCCAGAUCAGAUGGUUGGACUGAUGGUUGAUGAUCUUCCUGGUCUUCCAGAGAAAAACGUUGUCAUCAAUAGAGUGUUCGAUCACCUGCUUGAGUCUCCUGUGGAACGAGGACUUCCUAAAGUUCUUCAGCUCCUAACUGCUUUCACUGUAACUAGUCCUCUCAGCUGUCAAAGCAACCAGUUAAUAUUCAUGCAACUUGACAAGAUCUUGAGGUCAUCAGCUGGUGAUUUGGAGCCCAUCAUCUGGGCGAGUGUUUAUAACUUCAGCCGCACGGCACCCGCAGGUUGCUCUGUGUUCCCACCUGUGAAUGAGCAGUGUCCAUUGACUCCAUACAACGAGUCUCAGGUGUGCAGUGGAGUGGACAGCUCUGCGUUACAGAACUACCUGAAUAAUGGAGACACAACAAAGACGCUUUGUGAUUUCAGUAUCCCACAAUAUGCCUGUACCCCGGUGUUGAAUGUCAGUGUUGAGCACCUGGUCUCGAUACUGGAGUGUCAGCUGUCUACUGAUGUCACGAGCUCACCUGAGAGCUGGAAGCUCUUCCUGGCCAGAGUUUCACACCUGCUGGACUCCGCCUUCUACACGCUCUCCAACAGGUCUGUGGGGUGGAGCGGUCAAUCGGCCUCUGUUGUUCUGGAUGUGCUGCGAGAGCUCCGACUGGACAGACUCACGGACGAUGGAGUCGUCACCCUGUGGUUUGGCGAGCGUCUCAGACCGCUCCUGCUGUUUCCAUCCAGAACGUUCCUGCAAUGUUUGCGCAGCAGGACUUUCAGCUGCCAGAACUUCCAGAGAGUAGUUGCGGCGUUCAAUGCAGGAUUUCUCCAGAUGGAUCAACUUCAGAAGGAAAUAACAGUGUCAGAAUUCAUCUUACCUUUCCUCUCUGAAAGGACGGCAGGUGCGGCGUGUGUGUCUAAUGACAGCGCUCUGUGGCUCGUCAGUAACUUUGGGCAGUUUUCAACACUCCUCUCUCUGAAUCAACUGAUCUCACUCAACCCACAAAUCAACCUGUUGGAGACUCUGGUGUAUCUGUCUCCAGAGCAGUUAGCCGGACUGAUUGUUGGAGAUCUGACUGGUCUUCCGGAGAAAGAUGUGGUCAUCGCCGCAGUGUUCGAUCAUCUGACUGCAUCUCCGCUGAGAAUUCCUGAAUUUCUUGUCUUCCUGGUUACAUUUUCAAAGACGAGUAACAUCUCCUGUCUGUCAUAUCGAUCCAUUUUCCAUCGUCUGGAUCACCUGACCGUCAGUGUGCCGGUGGAGCUUGAGAUACUGAUUCUGAGGAGCAAAACAGCUCUGCUGCAGGAUGUGCCACCGGGUUGUGUGAGCUUCAGUGGAGUGUGUGACGUCACCCCCGUGAACGAGACAUCAAUUUGCAAGAAUGUCAACAGCUCUUUUCCUGACGGCAGUCAGCUCUGUGAUUUCAACAUCACACAGUACGCUUGUGCAGAGUUGACAGGUCUGAGCACACAGGACCUCGUGACAAUGUUGUCGUGCAGUCUCAACAGUAACGAAACCGUAUCCGAGGAGACGUGGAAACUGUUCACGCUGAAGAUCAACGUCCUGCUGGGUCCCGCCCUCGACCAGCUCGCCAACAUGAAGCUGAAUAAGUCCCGCUCCUCUGUGUCGUUCUUGAAUAUGAUUGGAGAGGUGACUCUGAGCACCUUCAGCUCGACCAAUCUGCAAGAUGAAUCGUUCAUCCAGCGCUGGUUUAACAUCAGACUCCGCCCAUUUUUACCUCAUGCCUCUGAGAACUUUCUGUCCUGUCUCGCCACGAGAGACUUCAGCUGCGACACCUACAGGAGUGUUGUUGAGAUCUUCAGUCAGAGUUUUGACGUCAUGUCCACCGAUACACAAGCAAAUGUCUAUGUUGACUUCAUCAAAGUCUUCCUCUCUCUCAACAAGACUGCAGGGUGUGUGGACGUCUUGCAGAGCAGCUCUGAUUGGCUGACGGUGAACUUUGCACGUUUCGCUGUUUUCACCUCAAUCAGCGACCUGCAGAUGCUCAACCCCAACUUCAAUGUGUUGGACACUCUGAGUCUGUUGAGUGUGAGACAGUUAGUGGAGCUGUCCAGCACACCCGGCGUCCUCACCACCACCGCUGCGGUCAACCAGCUGCUGCUCAAUAUACCAGACAAUCAAUUCACUGGAUUCUACACAUCACUGUCUGCUGCUCUAAAGUUGCAGGGCGUAGUGCUCGCUCCUCCUGUCCGUGAAGCCUUCCUGCAGCAGGUGUUUGUCAGAGGGAAUCUGACGACAGUAUCAGACGCUCAGCUGGAAGUCUGGAUACAGAAAAUUCUGCCUCCAUUCGUACAAAACAUCACAGUCCAACAGACCACACAAUACUUCAGCAUUAUUCAGCAGAGACCCUGCUCCAUCAGCCAGCAGGGGGUUCAGCUGCUGAACUCGUCUGUCUCCACCUUCCAGCCCGCAACACAAGAUCAGAUCUACCAACAAAUCCUCAACUCUUUACAAGGGCCCACCCCGCUGCAGUGCUAUGGUAACCAGAGUUACUACUCCUUCCUGGUGUCGUCCUUCAUGAGUUUCCAGUUCCCGAAUCUGAGCACAUUCCUGUCGCUGAUGACUCCUGCUCGAGUGUCAGAGCUGUUGGCUUCAAUGUCUCCAGCGGAGGUCAGCAGCCUCCUGAACCGUCCAAACGCUGUGGACGAUGUAACCAAACUCUGCGAGCUUCUCAGAAACUACCCAAAAACAUCACAGUACCUACAGACGGAGCGGGUGGGUUCUGUGGGUUUGGCCCGGCAGGUGUUGUCCUGUGUGUGGUCUCAGGUUCUGAAGGUGAACGUCCAGUCUGAGGUGGAUCAGUGGUUUGAUUAUCGACUUGUGCAGUAUCUGCCGUUCCUAACCUCACAGCUCAUCAGUCCAGACGUCAUGCUGGACACCUCCUGCCUCUCCUUCAGGAAGUUUGUGACCGUGAUGGGUAAACACAACUACAGUGUGACAGACUUCACUCAAGGAGACAUCUACAGGAUCAUCCAGAUGUACCUGAACACCUCUUCUGCUCCGAAAUGUUAUAACGCCUCUAACCCUGAUCUUAACUCCACCGCCUGGUUCGCCAACUACAUCGGCGUCUUCAUGAGCUUCAUCACACUGGAUGAUCUCUUACGCUUCGGCUCCUCAAAGCUCCAGCCAUUCACAGUAAACCUGGAGAAUCUUCAGCUCUUUAAGCAGUUCAGCGUUCCUGAUAACGUCACAGAGUUCUACAUGGCCCUGUUGUUCCAGGAGAACCCGUCCUUCAGCGCCUUCUAUCUUCCAGAGAAGUUUCUCUGUUUGGCUCCUCCGAGCUCCUUCCUUCAGUUGAAUAUGACGCAGUUAAAGAUCGUCUCACCAAGCAUCCAUCAGACCUGCACCACCAUACAACCUGACGUGUCGGCCGCUCUGGCGAGUAACGCCCCUGUUCUGUCGGUGGACUCCAUCACAGCUCUUAAUCAGUCGUGUACAGGUUUAAGUACAGAUCAGAUCAGUCUGACAGGAGGGGCGGUGCUUCAGAAUGCUCUGUCUGUGCUCAGCGCUGUGAUUGGCUGGAAUCAAGAUCAGGCCAUGUCAAUCAUUCAAACGCUGCUGUCGUCUGGAGUUUACCAGAUUAAUGAUAUGGAAAGUCUUCAGCGUUUGGGUUCAUUAAUCAUUGGAAUUUCAUCAUCAAUUAUCAACUCAAUCCAAAACUAUUUUUUGCUUAACGCGGUCAAAUACCCAUCAUUCCUGACCAACGUGAUGACUGCACCUGUGAUCAUACAACAGACUAUCGUCAGCCAGAUCAUCUCUGUGAAUACGGCCUCUGACACCAUCAUCACAAACGUUCCUGAUGUCUUGGCAACAGAGAUCCCACGUAUCUUCCUUCUGGGUGUGUCCUCCUCUUCUGCGGUGACUGUCAAUGAAAAGAAAUGGAAACCUGAGCAGGCCAUGUUGCUGUUCGAAACAGUUGCGACGGAGAUCAGCAAUCCAUAUGACAUCUCAUUUCAGGUGCUACAGGGUUUCACCUGUACAAGAAUCCAGAAGUUCAACCCAGGAAAAAUUCGAAGUUUAAUCAGCGGAUGCCAAAGGCGCGGUAAUGUCACGGUCGUCCUGCAGGAGUCACAGUUGACGUGCAUGUAUCAGUACAUUAAGAGUGGAGAUAUAAACCUGUUCUCUCAGUACCCCGCUGACCUGCUGCUGUAUUACGAAUACUCUCUGAUCGACAGAUCUCUGUGUCGCUCGUACUUCUCUGCGCUGGGAUCAGCUGAUUUCUCUGUGCUCUCCAACACACUGUCAUUCAAGACACAAACACUCUUCAACAACGCCAGAGACUGUCUGGGAAUCUCUGGAUUUAAUAUCAGCCGCGAGCAGCUACAUAUUUUAGGAACGAUGAGCUGCAUUCUCAGUGCCGAUUACAUCCAGAACUCUGAUCCGUAUGUGCUGGAGAAACUCAAACAGUGUCCUGAUUUAACACAACAGCAGAUCUUUGCCAUAGAGACUGUACUGCUGAGAGGAAACACAACCUACGGAUCUCCGGAUACCUGGAACAAAGUCACCCUGGACAAUCUGGGAAUUCUGCCUCUGUACAUCACCUCCAACAUAUGGGACAAAAUCUCACAGACGGACAAGCAGAAGUUUCUUAAGACGUUUAUUCGUGGACUGAGGAAGAGUGAUGUUUCAGAGAUGAAGAUCAUAAACAUGAUGAACAUGGUUAAACAGUCGAGCAAAUCCUUAAGAUUCAAAAGAGCCACUGAAUGUACCGUUGGAGAGAUAACGCAGGUGCAGGUUUAUAGCGACAUUUUCCCAUUCAACUACGAUGAGACUCAGUUUAACGUUUGUUUGAGCGUCCAAACGCUGAAGUUCAACCUGGAGGGCAUCACAGAUAAAGUCUAUGACAGAGACUUCCAGAGAAUUAUCCUCAAUAAACUCAACCAGGCGUAUCCUGAUGGAAUCCCUGACGGGGUGCUGCAGGUUUUAGGCUCCUCCUCCCGCGCGGCCAUGCCUGAUGAUGUGAAAAAAUGGAGCGUGACGAAGAUUGACACACUUUCAUCUCUGAUGAACUCACGCAAUGGAGUCUGGGACCCUCAGAUGGUUCAGCUGAUCGUCAGUAAGUAUCUGAGUGUGAAUGGAAACUCUCUGGGCACUUAUGAACUGAACUCUAUCAGAGGAUCAAAUCUGUGUGCACUGAACAUCAGUGUGCUGAACAACAUCACCGCAGCCAGUGUGGAACGGGCUGCUGCUCUCUCUCUCACUAACUGCAGUUCAGAGAAGAAGAGGACUCUGUUCAGUAUCGCUCAGAACGCAUUCAGUGCAACAAACACACGCAGCACAGACACCAUCAGCACCACAACAUACCAGCUCAUGCAGUCUUACCUCGGUGGUGCUGAUUCUACAUUUAUUCGUAAACUUGUAAAUUCCAACGUCAGUAUGGAUCUGAUCACCUUCAUUGGUCUGGAGCAAAGCGUGAUCAACACGCUGAAUGUGGUGGACGUGAAGAGUUUGUUGGGUGUGAAUGUAGCCGAUCUGAAGACGUAUGAAAGCGCAUCACAGGUGCAGGAAUGGGUUAAACUGCAGCUGCAGUCGGAUCUGGACACGCUCAAGAUCGGCCUGACGGGCGGCAGGAACUCCACUGUGACCAACAGCACAACCAAAGCGCCGUCAUCACAGAGCAGCACCGCUUCAGUCGCCGGCGCGAUCCCCACCUCCACCACAGCGGCCGGGUCCAGAGUUUGGGCUCCUGUCUGUCUGCAGCUGUUCCUAUUGGCUGUUCCCGUGAUGACACUCCAGCUGCUGCAUUGAUGACAUCACAGUCUCUGUAUUUACUGUCUCUGUAUAAUAUUUAAAAGUUGUUUUUCUUGAAUGGAUCACAUCUUCAAGGAUGAAUUAUUUCUGUGUAUAUGAAUAAAUUAUAUUUGAUUGGGCUGAUCCAGCGGAAGAAUACAGAUCAAGAGAGUUCUGCUGGUCACUCCUGAAACAUAAUAAAUAAUCUGAUUAC
This is a messenger RNA of Xyrauchen texanus (razorback sucker), 7314 nucleotides long. It is a transcript of the gene mslnb, whose product is annotated as mesothelin b. The transcript is spliced from 63 exons. Gene Ontology annotation, biological process: cell-matrix adhesion. Gene Ontology annotation, cellular component: cell surface. The record is from RefSeq and is a predicted model, not a curated record. Bases 24 to 7118 code for a protein of 2364 amino acids. NCBI's taxonomy places the organism in Eukaryota, Metazoa, Chordata, Actinopteri, Cypriniformes, Catostomidae.